AGUGAGUGCAAUGGAUGUCAUAUAUUGUGUUUGACGUAUGUAUUGGUUAUAUGUUUGUAUGGUUUUAACACUUUUGCUGUGUUUGUCAUCCAUUGUAUUGACUAUACUAUCAAAUAGUCUACUAUUGACUCAAUACUACAACUAUUACUUCAAUUGAUUGACUGAUCACUUGAUGACCAAACAAAUGACUGAUCCGAUGACCAACAAAAUGAUUUACCUCUCAAUCACUAAAUGAUGAUUGAAAACAAUUGUUCAAAAAUGGUCGUCACUUUUGUUGGCCUCCUUUUUCUCUCCAUUGUCUGUCUAAUGGAUCCAAUUUCGGCUCAAGAGAUCGUGUGUGGAAGUGUUGACAUCAGGAACACAGCGGAGAACUUCAAUAAAUUGCGGAACUGUUCAGUAGUUGAGGGAUACAUACAGAUAGUAUUGAUAGAUAACGGAACGCCUAAAGACUAUGAAAACCUAACGUUUCCGGCUCUGAGAGAAAUCACUGAUUAUUUAUUAGUAUUUCGAGCGAUGGGUUUACCGACUUUGGGUAAACUGUUUCCUAAUUUAUCUGUGAUUAGAGGCCGCAAUCUAUUCCAUGACUUUGCACUUGUAAUCUAUGAGAUGUUACAUUUGCAACAAAUAGGCCUCCGAUCGCUCACUCAUAUAGUUAGGGGCGCCGUAAGGAUCGAGAAGAACCCCAAUCUAUGUUUCAUUGAAACCAUUGAUUGGGAUCGCAUCGCCAGAAGUGCCAAAAAUGGUCAUUACAUUCACGGUAACAAAGCAAGGAAGGAAUGUCCCACUUGUAGCUCAAAAUGUCUGUAUGGGAGCACCAGAACACCUGAUGGAAAAGUCAUCGGAGAUCAAAGCGGAAGACUUUGUUGGAAUUCACAAAACGAUUCGUGUCAACACUUGUCGUGUCCCGUGGAAUGUGAACGUAAUAACCAGUCGUGUUCGCGCUCCGGGAGAUGUUGUGACAAAAACUGUUUAAGUGGUUGUAGUAAUUCUGAUGUCAACCAAUGCUUUUCGUGUCAAAAGUUUUUUCAUCUCAACAAAUGUGUUAACAAGUGUCCCAAAGAUACUUAUGAAUAUUUGGGUAGAAGAUGUGUAACCAAAGAGGAAUGUCUUAAUAUUUCUGCCAAAUAUUACAAUAAAGAUAAGUUUUUGAAACCAAUUGAUGGCGUUUGUACCACUGAAUGUCCGCUUGGUUUUAGUGAGAAUUCAGAAAAUCGACACAAAUGUGAGAGUUGUGACGGUCCCUGUCCUAAAGUAUGUUCUGCAGCUCAGGUGACUAACAUAGCAUCAGCUCAAAGUCUUAGGGGUUGCACUAAAAUUAAUGGCUCUCUUGAAAUAUAUAUUCAAAGCGGUGGAGCUAAUGUUAUUCGAGAAUUGGAAGAUAAUUUGCAGCACUUGGAGGAGAUAACAGGUUUCCUAAAAGUGGCAAGGUCAUUCCCUCUCAUUACACUCAACUUUCUCAAGAGGUUGCGCCUCAUUCAUGGCAACCAAUUAGAGAGAAAUGAGUAUUCCUUCCUUGUUUUGGAUAAUCCAAACCUUCAAGACUUGUGGAGCUUUGAUGACAAUAGUAUAAAAACAGAAAAAUCAUUGACUAUAUUAAGGGGCAAAAUAUUUUUCCACAUUAAUCCCAAAUUAUGCUACAAUAAGAUCGUGAAAAUGUUUGACACAUACGCAGACAUUAGGAACCACAGUCGACCCUGGGAUACACAUGACGUGUCGCCUCAUUCUAAUGGUGACAAAGUUGCCUGUGAAGUACAGGAACUGGAGGUUUUUAUUUGGGGCGUCAAACCCGAAAUGGUUGGAAUUAGGUUUCAAAAUUUUAAACAUAGAAUGGAUGACCAGCGCUCUCUUCUCGGAUAUCUUAUCUACUAUAAGGAAGCUCCUUAUAAGAACAUUAGUAUAUAUGAUGGAAGAGACGCCUGUUCUACAAAUUUUUGGAAAGUGGAUGACUAUGAGGCCGGCGAUAAUGAUGACCAAUAUAUUACACAUAUUAUCCCACAAUUGAAACCCUAUACCCAAUAUGCACUAUAUAUCAAAACCUAUACAAUUGCUUCUGAAACUAAAGGAGCGCAAAGUGCUGUUCAUUACUUUAAAACAGAAGAAGAUACUCCAUCUCAACCACGAAAACUGAGCGCCAGAUCAGAGAACUCUUUAGAAAUAAUGAUUGAAUGGGAAGAGCCGUCGCGUCCUAACGGAGAAGUGACUCAUUUUUUAGUGACUGCAACUCAAGACAUGCAAGAAAUUGAGUUUUCUUCGGAUAGAAAUUAUUGUUUAGAACCCAUAACUCACGACACACCGAAAAAGAUUGCUGAAGAAAUUGUCAGUGAAAACAAUUGUACUCAAUCUCAUAAUCCAUGGAUUGGACCAAAAAACAAAUCUAUUAAUUCGGAAUCAGAGGAAUGUUGUUCAUGUAAGCCAACUAUUGUCGACGGUAUGGAAGCUGAACGGAGGAUUAGUUUUGAAGAUCAUUUGAUUAAUACCAUAUACGUUAAAAAACCAAAUAUUGGUGAUAAUUCAAAGAGAAGGAGAAGAAGAAGAAGAGAAACUGGCAAAAGUGAUGACAAUUUGUUAUCACAUUUGACGACUGAAAGCAUUGAGAGCAAUGUGACCACUAAAAGACCUUUGACAACAAGUGCACCGGUGUUUCAAUUUCAAGAGAGAGUUAACGUAAAGAGUACCAGAAUUACUAAUUUGACUCAUUUUACUGAAUAUACAAUAGAAGUGCGCGCGUGUCAGGACAGGAAACUUAAUGAUAACAGAUCUACUGAUUAUUGCAGUCUUAAAGCUAUGACAUCUGUCAGAACUCUUCCAUUAGAUAAUGCCGAUGACAUAAUCGAAAGUACAAUUACUUCUAUCACUGAUAAUAACACAACUGCUGAAUCACAAGUAGUUUAUAUCAAAUGGGAUGAGCCAUCGAAACCAAAUGGAUUUAUUGUUUCUUACCAUUUAAAGUACAAAAAAGUGUCAAUUGAAUCGGCAUAUACCCAAAUAUGUAUUACUCAAGAUCAAUAUAGAAAUAAUAAUGGACAUAUACUACAAGAUCUAUCUCCCGGUAACUACUCGUUUAUAUUGAAAGCUCAUUCAUUGGCCAGUUUAGGAAAGUGGACAAAACCGGUUUACUUUACUGUUAAAGAGAGACCCCAAACAUAUCCACUACUGAUAUAUAUCGUAAUACCUGUGGCCGCUGUAGUCAGUGUUUCGUUUGUUAUAUUGGCCGGUGUUUUGUAUUUAAAAUAUAAAAAGAAUAAACGAGCCCUCGAUUAUGUAUCAGUCAAUCCUGAAUAUAUCAGUGCCGGAAUCGAAUAUCAAGCGGAUCCUUAUUGGGAAGUGGAUCGCGAUAAGAUUCGGGUGGGAAAAGAGUUAGGUCAGGGAUCGUUUGGUAUGGUCUAUGAAGGCGAUUAUUUGAAGGACAAGGAGCUUAUAAAAUGUGCGGUUAAGACAGUCAAUGAUGCGAUGGCCAAAAACCGCAUCGAUUUUUUGAAAGAAGCAGAUGUUAUGAAAUCGUUUGUCGAUUGCAAUCAUGUCGUCAAAUUGUUGGGUAUUAUUUCUAAGGGACAUCCAGUUUAUGUAUUGAUGGAGAUUAUGGCAAAUGGAGAUCUCAGAACCUAUUUAAGGUCGCACCGACCGGAUAGUGAGGAGAACCCAAACGCCAGACCUCCGACUUUAAAACAAUUAAUACAAAUGGCAAUAGAAAUUGCCGAUGGAAUGGCUUAUUUGGCCUCAAAAAAGUUUGUUCACAGAGAUCUAGCGGCACGUAAUUGUAUGGUUGCGGAGAAUAUGACCGUAAAAAUUGGUGACUUCGGUAUGACUAGAGACAUAUAUGAAACAGAUUAUUACAGAAAAGGUGGAAAAGGACUGUUACCCGUGCGAUGGAUGGCUCCCGAGUCCCUUAAAGAUGGAGUCUUUACUACUUAUUCAGACAUUUGGUCUUAUGGUAUAGUCUUAUGGGAAAUGGCAACACUUGCCUCUCAGCCUUAUCAGGGCUUAUCAAAUGAAGCCGUCCUUAAAUAUGUUGUUGACGGCGGAAAAAUGCAAAGACCUGAAGAUUGUCCCCAAAAAUUAUGGGAUCUAAUGUCUUGGUGUUGGGGCCCAACUCCUAAGCGAAGACCAAAUUUUAUAGAAGUGAUAGAAUUUUUAUUAAAUGAUACGAACGAAGGUUUUCUUAAAGUUAGUUAUUAUUCAAAAUAUAAGUCACAACUAAAGCAACACAAGUCUUCGUCUCAAUCUAUUGUCGACGACAUGUCUAUGCCGUUGAAACAAAUAUCAAAUUCUUUUAAUGCAGAAGAAAAUUUGAUCGAUACCUGUGAUGACCCAACCAUUCAUUUUUUUCCAUUGAGUCGUGAGAUAUGUGUGACAGAAAAUGGUGAUAAUGAAGAAGAUGAUGAAGCCAUGACUCGGGAGGACUACGACAUCGACACAAUCGACGAGUUUUCCAACGAACAACUACUCAAAGAUGUUUCGAGUGAUCAACAAAAUAAUAUGAAUAAUCAUAACAGUAAUAGUAAACAGUCAUCUGAUGGCAGUAAAGGCAGCAAAAUCAGUAGCACCACAUCCAAUGGAUCCAUAGCUAAUGGACAUAUAGUCCAGUAUAAGACAACUAUGUGCUGACAGUGCUCUAACUGCUCCUCAUUUCCAUUUGUUAUCUAUAUUUAAGUAUUCAUUAAUUCUCAGGAAUUUUAAAAUGCCAUUUAUUAUCAUUUA
Messenger RNA from Oppia nitens, 4698 nucleotides. Its product is annotated as insulin receptor-like. Gene Ontology annotation, biological process: positive regulation of kinase activity; positive regulation of MAPK cascade; positive regulation of phosphatidylinositol 3-kinase/protein kinase B signal transduction. The record is from RefSeq and is a predicted model, not a curated record. The transcript is spliced from 20 exons. Gene Ontology annotation, cellular component: membrane; insulin receptor complex; axon. NCBI's taxonomy places the organism in Eukaryota, Metazoa, Arthropoda, Arachnida, Sarcoptiformes, Oppiidae. Bases 232 to 4605 code for a protein of 1457 amino acids. Gene Ontology annotation, molecular function: insulin receptor substrate binding; ATP binding; insulin receptor activity.